GUACUGUGAAUCCCACCAAAUGUUGUUGUCCUUUUGCCUUGAAGAUGGCAGCAUGUCAGCUUCUCCUGGAGAUCACCACUUUUCUUCGAGAGACCUUCCCCUACAUGCCCAGGCCACGUACUGAACCUCUUGUGGAUCUGGAGAGUUGCAGGUUGCGUUUGGAUCCUGAGAUGGACCGACACAGGUAUGAGAGGAAGAUCAGCUUUGCUGGGGUUUUGGAUGAAAAUGAAGAUUCAAAAGAUUCCUUACACAGCAGCAGUCAUACCUUGAAGUCUGACACAGGUUGUGAAGAGAAGAAAGUUCCCAGCAGGAAGAUCAGGAUAGGAGGCUCCCGCUUGCUCCAGAUUAAAGGAACCCGCAGUUUCCGGGUGAAGAGAGGGGGUUCCCUGUCCAGCAUUCGCCGGGCCGGCAGCCUAAAGAGCACCAAGUUAUCCCGUCAGGACUCAGAGUCUGAGAAUGAGGAGCUGCAGCUGUCCCACAGCAGGGACACUGUCACUGACAUAGAAGGAAGCCCUUGGAGUGCAAGUGAACCCAGUAUAGAACCUGAAGUGCUCAGCAGCACUGGAACAGAAGAUAACUAUCACCGGAAUAUGUCUUGGCUGCAUGUGAUGAUCCUUCUGUGUAACCAGCAGAGUUUCAUUUGUACCCAUAUUGAUUACUGCCACCCUCACUGCUACCUCCACCACAGCCGUUCAUGUGCACGCCUUGUCCGGGCCAUCAAGCUUUUAUACGGAGACACUGUGGAUUCACUCAAAGAAAAUAACUUACUAAACAGUGUGGCCCGAGGCAAAAAACAAAAAGAGUGUUCAGACAAGUCAUGCCUCAGAACACCCUCCCUGAAGAAAAGAGUGAUGGAUUCUAAUCUUGAAGGAAAAAAAGACUCUGGAAUGCUGAAAUACAUUAGGCAUCAGGUGAUGAGCCUGUCUCCAGCACCACUUUCACUGUUAAUCAAGGCAGCUCCCAUCCUUACAGAAGAGAUGUAUGGGGACAUCCAGCCUGCAGCAUGGGAGUUGUUGCUCAGUAUGGAUGAGCACAUGGCUGGUGCAGCAGCUGCCAUGUUCCUUCUGUGUGCUGUGAAAGUACCAGAGGCAGUUUCAGAUAUGCUGAUGUCUGAAUUUCAUCACUCGGAGGCAGUGCAGAGGUUGAAUGCCAUCCUUAAGUUCCACACCCUCUGGAGAUUUAGAUAUCAAGUAUGGCCUCGCAUGGAGGAAGGAGCUCAACAAAUCUUUAAGAUUCCUCCACCAAGCAUUAACUUCACCCUGCCCUCUCCAGUGCUUGGAAUGCCAUCAGUCCCCAUGUUUGACCCACCGUGGGUUCCCCAGUGCAGUGGGAGCGUGCAAGAUCCCAUCAAUGAAGAUCAAUCUAAGUCGUUUUCAGCCCGGGCAGUAUCACGUUCUCAUCAACGAGCAGAACACAUUCUGAAGAACCUGCAACAGGAAGAGGAGAAGAAACGUCUGGGCCGAGAAGCUAGUCUCAUCACUGCCAUCCCCAUCACUCAGGAAGCUUGCUAUGAGCCCAGCUGUUCCCCAAGCUCAGAGCAGGAGGAAGAAGAAGAAGUCACCAACCUGGCAUCACGCCGUCUGUCUGUGAGUCCAUCAUGUACUUCCAGUACAUCACAUAGAAACUAUUCUUUUCGACGUGGCUCAGUUUGGUCAGUGCGUUCAGCAGUCAGUGCUGAAGAUGAAGAGCAUACAACAGAGCACACACCGAAUCAUCACGUGCCGCAGCCCCCACAGGCAGUGUUUCCUGCUUGCAUUUGUGCGGCUGUGCUUCCAAUCGUUCACUUGAUGGAAGAUGGAGAAGUCCGGGAAGAUGGAGUAGCAGUGAGUGCAGUGGCUCAACAAGUCUUGUGGAACUGUCUCAUUGAAGAUCCCUCCACAGUUCUUCGACAUUUUCUGGAGAAACUCACUAUCAGUAAUCGACAGGAUGAAUUGAUGUAUAUGCUGAGGAAACUUUUAUUGAACAUUGGAGACUUUCCUGCUCAAACAUCCCAUAUCCUCUUCAAUUACUUGGUGGGACUGAUCAUGUAUUUUGUGCGCACACCAUGUGAAUGGGGCAUGGAUGCCAUUUCGGCCACUCUGACCUUUCUUUGGGAAGUAGUGGGCUACGUAGAAGGACUAUUCUUCAAGGAUCUCAAACAAACUAUGAAGAAGGAACAAUGUGAAGUGAAGCUGCUGGUUACUGCCUCAAUGCCAGGCACCAAGACCCUAGUAGUUCAUGGCCAGAAUGAAUGUGAUAUCCCAACCCAGCUACCAGUCCAUGAAGACACUCAGUUUGAAGCUCUUUUAAAGGAGUGUCUGGAAUUUUUUAACAUACCUGAAUCCCAGUCUUCCAACUAUUUUUUAAUGGAUAAGCGGUGGAAUCUUAUUCAUUAUAAUAAGACCUAUGUCCGUGAUAUUUACCCAUUUCGUAGAUCGGUAUCUCCCCAACUGAAUCUGGUACACAUGCACCCAGAAAAGGGGCAAGAACUCAUUCAAAAACAGGUAUUUACCCGCAAGUUAGAAGAAGUGGGUCGAGUGCUAUUUCUCAUUUCUCUGACUCAGAAGAUUCCUGUGGCUCACAAGCAAUCCCAUGUAUCUUUGCUGCAAGAGGACCUUCUCCGCUUGCCCUCGUUCCCCCGUAGUGCCAUUGAUGCAGAAUUCUCACUCUUCAAUGAUCCACAAGCUGGCAAGGAACUCUUUGGUCUGGAUACACUUCAGAAAAGCCUAUGGAUUAAAUUGCUAGAGGAGAUGUUUCUGGGGAUGCCCAGUGAAUUUCCCUGGGGGGACGAAAUCAUGCUGUUCCUGAAUGUAUUCAAUGGAGCCCUGAUCCUGCACCCGGAGGACAGUGCCCUGUUGAGGCAGUAUGCUGCUACUGUGAUCAACACCGCUGUACAUUUCAACCACCUCUUCUCUCUCAGUGGGUACCAGUGGAUCCUUCCCACUAUGCUGCAGGUAUAUGCUGACUAUGAGAGUAAUCCACAGCUGCGUCAAGCAAUUGAGUUUGCCUGCCGUCAGUUUUACAUUCUACAUCGUAAGCCUUUUGUGCUGCAACUGUUUGCUAGUGUUGCUCCACUUCUGGAGUUUCCUGAUGCUGCAUACAAUGGACCCAGCAAGGGAGUGUCUGCUCAGUGCCUGUUUGAUCUCCUACAGUCCUUAGAAGGAGAUACUUCUGACAAUCUGGAUAUUCUAGAAUUGGUAAAAGCAGAGAAGCCUCUGAAAUCACUAGAUUUUUGCUAUGGCAAUGAGGACCUGACUUUUUCAAUCAGUGAGGCCAUCAAGUUGUGUGUAACAGUUGUGGCAUAUGCACCUGAGUCUUUCAGAAGUCUUCAGAUGCUGAUGGUCCUUGAAGCUCUAGUGCCCUGUUAUCUGCAGAAACUUAAGAAGCAAACCUCCCAAGUGGAAACCGUGACAGCAGCUCGAGAAGAGAUUGCUGCUACAGCGGCUCUUGCAACAUCCUUGCAAGCACUCUUAUACAGUGUGGAAGUUCUUACUCGGCCAAUGACUGCACCUCAGAUGAGUCGCUGUGAUCAAGGCCAUAAAGGAACCACUACUGCUAACCAUACUAUGUCGGCUGGAACAAAUACCAGAUACCCAGAGCAAGGAGCCAAACUGCAUUUUAUCAGAGAAAAUCUUCAUUUGCUAGAGGAAGGCCAAGGCAUCCAACGGGAGGAGUUGGAUGAACGCAUUGCUAGGGAAGAGUUUCGGCGACCCCGUGAGUCCCUGCUGAAUAUAUGCACUGAGUUCUAUAAACACUGUGGCCCCCGGCUGAAGAUUUUACAGAACCUGGCUGGAGAACCCAGGGUGACUUCUUUAGAACUACUGGAUGUUAAGUCUCAUAUGAGAUUGGCAGAGAUUGCACAUUCCCUUCUGAAGCUGGCACCUUAUGACACCCAGACAAUGGAGAGCCGUGGGCUCCGGCGGUACAUCAUGGAAAUGCUGCCCAUCACUGACUGGACUGCUGAGGCCGUGAGGCCUGCCCUUAUCCUCAUCUUGAAAAGACUGGAUCGUAUGUUCAAUAAAAUUCACAAGAUGCCUACUUUGAGGAGACAGGUUGAAUGGGAACCUGCCAGCAAUUUGAUUGAAGGGGUUUGUUUGACACUUCAGAGGCAGCCAAUCAUAUCCUUCCUGCCUCAUCUUAGGUCACUGAUCAAUGUCUGUGUCAAUCUGGUGAUGGGAGUAGUAGGACCUUCCAGUGUGGCCGAUGGAUUACCCCUUCUUCAUCUCAGCCCUUAUCUCUCGCCACCUCUACCCUUCAGCACAGCUGUUGUCCGGCUUGUAGCAUUGCAGAUUCAGGCUUUGAAAGAAGAUUUUCCCUUAAGCCAUGUGAUCUCCCCAUUCACCAAUCAGGAGAGAAGGGAAGGAAUGCUUUUAAAUCUACUGAUUCCAUUUGUGCUCACAGUAGGAUCAGGAAGCAAAGACAGCCCUUGGCUGGAGCAGCCUGAAGUUCUCCUGCUGCUCCAGACAGUCAUUAACAUUUUACUGCCACCUCGCAUUAUUAGCACUUCACGCAGUAAGAACUUCAUGUUGGAGAGCUCUCCUGCCCACUGCUCCACUCCAGGAGAUGCAGGGAAGGACCUGCGUAAGGAAGGGCUAGCUGAAUCCACUAGUCAAGCAGCCUACCUGGCUUUGAAGGUGAUCCUUGUUUGUUUUGAGCGGCAGCUUGGUAGCCAAUGGUAUUGGCUGAGUCUGCAAGUCAAAGAGAUGGCUUUGCGAAAAGUUGGAGGGCUGGCCCUAUGGGAUUUCCUGGAUUUUAUUGUUCGCACUAGAAUUCCUAUUUUUGUGCUUCUUCGCCCCUUCAUUCAAUGCAAGUUGCUAGCCCAACCAGCUGAGAAUCAUGAGGAACUGACUGCCCGACAACACAUUGCUGACCAGCUGGAGCGGCGCUUCAUCCCCCGCCCUCUCUGUAAGAGCUCUCUCAUUGCAGAAUUCAAUAAUGAACUGAAGAUCCUCAAGGAGGCUGUGCAUAGUGGAUCAGCUUACCAAGGAAAGACCUCCAUCAGCACUGUGGGAACCUCCACCUCUGCCUAUCGACUGAGCCUUGCCACAAUGUCCCGCUCCAAUACCGGCACUGGAACCGUCUGGGAACAGGAUAGCGAGCCUUCUCAGCAGGCCUCCCAGGAUACUUUAAGCAGGACAGAUGAAGAAGAUGAAGAAAAUGACUCAGUGAGCAUGCCCAGUGUGGUAAGUGAACAGGAAGCAUACCUUAUGGGGACCAUUGGGAGGAGGCGAUUCUCCAGCCAUCUCUCCAGCAUGUCCGCACCCCAGGCUGAAGUGGGCAUGUUACCCAGUCAAAGUGAACCCAAUGUCCUCGAUGACUCCCAAGGCCUGGCCGCUGAGGGCAGCCUCUCUAGGGUAGCAAGUGUGCAAAGUGAACCUGGACACCACAAUCUCCUCCUUCAGCAACCAUUAGGGAGAAAAAGAGGUCUAAGACAGCUAAGGAGGCCUCUUUUAUCACGCCAGAAAACCCAAACUGAGCCUCACAGCCGUCACGGAGCACGACUUUCAACAACACGUAGAAGCAUACAGCCCAAAGCAAAACCAACUGUGGAUCAAAAACGAUCUGUAACCUUCACUGAAGCUCAGUCAGAGGCAUCAACUUCAAAAUCUGAUCCCACACCUAUUACAGCCCAGCAGCAACAAUGCAGCAAAAGGAACAGCCCUGCAGAAGGUAGCAAGCAGGAAGUUACCAAUAAAUCUGUUGUGACAUCAUCACCGACUAUUAUUGUGGCAGAUCUCCACAGUCAAGUCUCUUCCCACCAGGUUGAGAUAGUUGCUGCUGGAAAGGAUAAGCAAAAGGAGGAUGAUUCAGAGCAAAAGCAAGCACCUGCUCAUAGUACUUCCCCAACCACACAGCUUUCUGACACUGAGGACUUUGCAGGCCUAGAAACAACCAGCUUGCUGCAGCAUGAAGAUACUGUGCUUCACAUAAGUGAAGACAAUGGGAUGGAGAAUCCCCUUCUUUCCAGCCAGUUCAACUUCACACAUGUUGAGAUGGGGCAAACUGAUGUUGGCCUGGAUGAGUCACAUGUUUGA
This is a messenger RNA of Python bivittatus (Burmese python), 6014 nucleotides long. The record is from RefSeq and is a predicted model, not a curated record. NCBI's taxonomy places the organism in Eukaryota, Metazoa, Chordata, Lepidosauria, Squamata, Pythonidae.